UCCGCCACUACUGUAGUGACAUACUGAUGCUCACGAAAAACAACUUGCUAGCCCUUUUACACACAGGAAAACAAUACUUAUAUUUAAACUAACUUGUCCCAUGGCUUAAAAUCCCUUAUAUCGGACAACGCAGCUGUGAACGAAAAUACACACCGUUGAGUGCUGCUUAGGACGGUCCAGAGUUGACUUAGCUACAGUUGUGGAUGCAUGACGAGAAUCUGAAAGAUGACGACUGAGACCCACGUCAAGGACAUCAAGCCAGGACUCAAGAAUCUCAACGUUAUCUUCAUCGUACUGGAAACAGGACGAGUGACAAAGACAAAGGAUGGGCAUGAGGUGCGGACCUGUAAGGUGGCCGACAAGACAGGCAGCAUCAGCAUCUCUGUUUGGGAUGAGGUGGGGGGACUGAUCCAAACCGGUGACAUCAUCAGACUCACUAAGGGAUAUGCAUCUGUGUUCAAAGGUUGCCUGACUCUGUACACGGGCAGAGGUGGAGAGCUGUUGAAGAUUGGAGAGUUCUGCAUGGUGUACUCCGAGGUGCCAAACUUCAGUGAGCCUAACCCAGAGUACUCUAACAUGGAUCAGAUGAAAAACAAGACGGUACUCAGUGACCAAGGAAACAUACUGAACAAUAACAUCUCAUCUGGAGGCUCAGCUGGAAAUGACACUACCAAUGGGAACGGUGUAAAUUCACAAGGUUCCGGGAGCUCGACUAACCCUCAGCAGGGAGGGCGGGCUGGAAGUGGUGUCAGCAGCAGAGCAACCAAUCCAGGAGCAGGAGGGACCACUGUCAAUGGAAAGGAGACCAGACGUUCUGCCAAAAGAUGAUAAGAGCAGAGGGAAGCAAAGUCCAUCCCACGCCAGCAAUUUCUAACUGAGACUACCACUGAAGACUCAUGUUUCUUUUACAACAAACUGUGUAAUCAGUCUUUAUAUUUUUAUAUUUGUGUAUUUAGUUUUUUGUUGUUGAAAUUACCAUGACCAUUACAUUUCAUUUACUUGUCUUUGUAAAGUGGGUUAAGAAAUAGUAUCUUAAUUAGGUUUGUUUAAGGAACACUGUUCACAAAAGAUUAUGUAACAAGUUUCCCUUUAACAAUUUUACAAUUAAGCUGUUUAAUGGGAAGCCAUGUGUUUUUCAAAGUUAGACAGGCAGGGAUGUUACCUUCCCUUUGUUUAAAAUGUGAUACUCUUUUUUUAAAUAAAUCAAAUGUGUUUUGCUUUCAUUUUGUGCACGCAAUGUUAAUGUUUUCCCAUGAGAUGUCUAAAAUAUAAAAUUACUCAACUAA
Coregonus clupeaformis (lake whitefish) is the source of this 1286-nucleotide messenger RNA. Its product is annotated as SOSS complex subunit B1-B. Gene Ontology annotation, molecular function: DNA binding. The coding region runs from base 226 to 828 and encodes 200 amino acids. Gene Ontology annotation, cellular component: SOSS complex. The record is from RefSeq and is a predicted model, not a curated record. Gene Ontology annotation, biological process: double-strand break repair via homologous recombination; mitotic cell cycle checkpoint signaling; response to ionizing radiation. The transcript has 7 exons. NCBI's taxonomy places the organism in Eukaryota, Metazoa, Chordata, Actinopteri, Salmoniformes, Salmonidae.